GAGCUUUGUGAAGAUCCUCGUUUGUUCGUCAAUGGCAUCAGCUCCCACGACUUGCACCAAGGGAAGCUGGGAAACUGCUGGUUUGUGGCGGCGUGUUCCUGUCUGGCUCUCCGGGACAGUCUCUGGCAAAAGGUAAUUCCCAAGUUUAUGGAGCAGGAGUGGGAUCCAAGGCAGCCGGAGAAAUACACGGGAAUGUUUCACUUCAAUUUCUGGUGUUUCGGGGAGUGGAUUGAUGUGGUUGUUGAUGACCGACUACCCACGGUCAACGGCGAGCUGAUUUUCUGCCAUUCCAAGGAACGCAAUGAAUUCUGGAGUGCACUUCUGGAGAAAGCAUAUGCCAAAUGCUACAAGAAGGGGGACCCGCGAUACUCGCGGGGGGAAGGAGUAUUCCCCAUGGCUCCCAGCCUCCAGAAGCAGGACCUCCGCAGGAGAAGGAAGCAGCAGCAGCCUUUAACCGCCCGGGAUUUUGAGACAGAAACGGCCAUGGGUUUGAUCCAAGGCCAUGCCUACUCGGUGACGGCCAUCCGGAAGGUGAGCCUGGGAGAGCGGCUGCUGUCCUGCUCCAAAUCUGAGAAGCUCUUCAUGAUCCGGCUGAGGAAUCCCUGGGGGAAGAAGGAGUGGAACGGCGCGUGGAGUGAUGAGUCGGAGGAGUGGACAAACGUGAGCGAUAAAGAAAGAAGGAAGAUCGGACUCACCAUGGACAAUGAUGGAGAGUUCUGGAUGACCUUUGAAGACUGGUGCAAAAAUUUCACUGACGUUGACAUCUGUCGGCUUGUGAACACCUCCUUCUUUAGCAUCCACAAAACCUGGGACAAGAAGAUCAUGUGUGGAGCCUGGAGAAAGAAUCCAGACCCCCUUUUAAACCACGCUGGUGGAUGCUUCAAUAACAGAGCCACUUUCCUGCAAAACCCUCAGUACGUCUUUGAUGUUAAGAAGGCAGAGGACAAAGUCCUGAUCUCCCUGCAGCAGAAGGACCAGCGAAUUCACAAGAAAGAAGGGAAAGGGGAGAACUUCGUCAUCGGCUUUGAAAUCUUCAAGGUGGAGGACAACAGAGAAUGUCGAAUGCAUACGAUGCACAUACAAGAGAAGGUGGCGACCUCUGCGUACAUCGACAUGCGCACGGUGUUUUUGAAGGUGCUUCUCAAGCGAGGCCGAUACGUCCUGAUCCCAACCACAUUCAGCCCCGGUGUGGAAACAGAGUUCAUGCUGAGGGUGUUCACGGAUGUGCCGUCAAAACUCAGGGAGCUGAAGCUGAACAAACCCAAGCCGGAGUGCCUGGAUAUGCUGCGUGGCUUCCCUAAGAGGGUGUCUCAGAUACGAAUCCAUGCGGCAGAAGGCCUCGAGAGCCAAGACCAGAGUGGGGGAGCGAACCCUUACCUGAUCGUCAGCUGUGAGAAUGCAAAGGUUCGCUCUCCGGUGCAGCAGGGAACCGUCAAUGCUGUUUUCAACACUCAAGCCAUUUUCUAUCGAAGGAAUGUUAAGCAUCCUAUUGUGGUCCAGCUGUUUCACACGCGUCUAUUGAGGAAGCCUUUUUUUAGUCGAAGUCCAUGCGGAUGA
Messenger RNA from Gekko japonicus, 1557 nucleotides. Its product is annotated as calpain-5-like. Gene Ontology annotation, molecular function: calcium-dependent cysteine-type endopeptidase activity. The transcript is spliced from 11 exons. NCBI's taxonomy places the organism in Eukaryota, Metazoa, Chordata, Lepidosauria, Squamata, Gekkonidae. The record is from RefSeq and is a predicted model, not a curated record. The annotation marks the transcript as partial. Gene Ontology annotation, biological process: proteolysis. Gene Ontology annotation, cellular component: cytoplasm.